AUGCUCGUCCCCUCUCUGCUCAGCCUGGCCCUCGCCGGCGUCACACUCGCUGCGCCGCAGGGUCGUGGUCCGCCAUCCGGCCCUCCUGGCCCGCCUGGUCCGUCAUCCGGCCCUCCUGGCCCGCCUGGUCCGCCAGGCGGGCCUCGCCCUCGGCCGCAGGCGCGUGCCGAGCCGCUGUACCCGCACGACAUCCAGGGCCCCGGCUUCACCUCGCCGCUCGCAGGACAGAACGUGACCGACGUCCAGGGCAUCAUUACGGCGAUCGUCAGCAACGGCUGCUACAUUCAGACGCCGCAGGAGCGCCGCGACCGCGACGACCGCACGAGCGAGGGCCUGUUCGUCUUUGGCACCGGCAGGUGUGCCGGCGCCGUCGGCGACCUCGUGAGCAUCAACGGCACGGUCUCCGAGUACACGCGCGCCCGCACGAACCUGCGCACGACGGAACUCUCGGACGUCACGGGCGCUGUCGUCGUUGCCGCAGCGGGCACGCCGCGCGCACGUAAGAUCGAGCCGCUGGUUAUUGGCAAAGAGCGCAGCCCGCCGACGGAGUGGAUCGGCGUCAAGAACCAGUUCGAGCUGCCGGCCAACACGUCGACGCUCGAGUCAGGCCCGCGUGCCAACAGCCUCGACGUCGAGAACUUCGGCAGCGACUUCUGGGAGAGCCUCGAGGGCAUGCUCGUGACGCUGCAGACGCCCACUGUGCUCGGCCCGCUGGACCGCUUCAACAACACGUACCUGCGUCCUGCGGGCAUCCCCACCACGUCGGGCAACGCUCGUGGCGGCCUCACGCUCGCCGCCAAGGACGGCGUGCCGGCCGGCGACUCGCGCUUCGACGCCAAUCCCGAGGCCAUCGAGGUCGGCGAGCCGCUCGACGGCACCUUCCUUCCGCUCGACCUCGUCUUGUCCAUCGUGCUUGCAGACACGACGGGCAUCGUCUCCUACGACUUCAGCACGCCCGUGUUCCUGCCCCUCACUGCGCCCGCGGUCAUCAAUCGCGAGGUCGUGCCGGCUCAGCCCACGAACCUGACCUCCUCGAGCGCUUGCUCGCUCACGGUCGCCGGCUACAAUGUCGAGAACAUGUCGCAGCGCGACGGCGACCGCAUCGCACAGGUCGGCCAGCACAUUGACCAGCUGCUGCGCGACCCCGACGUCAUUGCACUCAACGAGAUCCAGGACGACAGCGGCGCGACCAAUAACGGCGUCGUCAAUGCCAACCGCACGCUCACGGCCAUCAUCGCCGCGAUCAAGGGCGCGCCGUACGCCUUCACGCAGAUCGACCCGCAGCCCGGCAACGUCGACGGUGGCGCGCCCGGCGGCAACAUCCGCCCUGCCUUCCUCUACCGCACGGACCGUGUCAAGCUCGCUGGCAACGCACCUGCCGGCAACGCCACGCAGGCCGUGUCGGUCUCGGGCUCGCCGGCGCAGCUCAGCCUCAACCCCGGCCGCAUCGCUCCUGCCGACCCGGCGUGGCGUGCGUCGCGCAAGCCGAUCGUCGCGCAGUUCGAGAAGCUCGACGGCGGCGCUCAAUUCUUCGUUGUCGCCGCGCACUUCACUUCCAAGGGCGGCAGCACAGACCCGUACGGCCCGACGCAGCCGCCGACGAACGGCGGUGUGCAGCAGCGCAUUGCGCAGGCCAGCGUGCUGCGCAACUUUGUCGAGCAGCUGCUUGCUGCGCAGAGCGACGCCGCCGUCAUCCUUGCGGGAGACUUCAACGAGUUCUCGGGCGUCCAGCCGCUCGACGAGCUGACCGGCGGCGGCGCCAUCACCGAGAUUGCCGUCGCUGAGCGUGUCGAGCGCUGGAGCUACAUCUUUGGCCAGAACGCACAGCAAAUCGACCACGUCUUCGCCGCCGGACGCGCGGUGGCCGGCGCGGUCUCUGAGCUCGUGCACGCGAACACCAUCCAGACGGACGCUGCCCGUGCGAGCGACCAUGACCCUGUCAUCGGCAGCUUCCCCGUCUGCUGA
Messenger RNA from Tilletiopsis washingtonensis, 1965 nucleotides. Its product is annotated as DNase I-like protein. Lineage: Eukaryota; Fungi; Basidiomycota; Exobasidiomycetes; Entylomatales. The transcript is spliced from 10 exons. Bases 1 to 1965 code for a protein of 654 amino acids. The record is from RefSeq and is a predicted model, not a curated record. Gene Ontology annotation, molecular function: catalytic activity.